This is a messenger RNA of Oryctolagus cuniculus (rabbit), 2539 nucleotides long. NCBI's taxonomy places the organism in Eukaryota, Metazoa, Chordata, Mammalia, Lagomorpha, Leporidae. The record is from RefSeq and is a predicted model, not a curated record.
UUUGAGUCUCAGCUAGCAUGGAACUCAGAGAGGGGAGGGGUUCUGGGUCUGCUCCUUUGGGGUCCCAGCCCUACUCCUCAGAUUUUCCUAACUGCUGGCAUCUUUGUGAUUAUCCUCAGCUAAUUAUCCUCAACCUGGCUGGCCCCUCUCAUGGAAUGGAAACCACAGAACAUACCCUCUACCAUGCAUCUCAUUGGAGAAAAGGUUUUUUUCAUUGUAGAUGAGUGCUUUCUAACCAUCAGAAGCAAGAACAGAAAGUAUCACAAAAAUCAAACAACAGGAGGUUGAAGAGGGGCUAAAGUGAAUGUUACUGACCACAGAUUGAUUUCUCAGAUGUCUCUCAUCGCUUGUCCCCAUCACUGCAUAAAAUCAAGACUUCAUCCUACCGCGUAACUGAAAUUCAUUCAUGUUCUCCUCUACACGAUGAGUAUAGAAUUACAAAUGGAAUGGUUCUGAGAACGUUGCAUGUGGGGCGUUAUUAAUACAAAUUUUACCAUUAAAAAAUUCACCAUUAGAAGAAAAAAACACAAUAUUACUUGGUGCUAUAUUAUCCUGCUUGGAAGGGAAAGGGAAACGGCCCCUCAAGCCCUGGCCAUGGCAGGAACUCUCAAGUUCAACCCAGAGACCGAUUUCCUGACAGGCAAGGACGGCAAGAAGCUCAACCUGGAGGCGCCGGAUGCCGACGAGCUUCCCCGUGCAGAAUUUGACCCAGGGCAGGACACCUACCAGCAUCCCCCCAAGGACAGCAGCGGGCAGCGGGUGGACGUGAACCCCACCAGCCAGCGCCUGCAGCUGCUGGAGCCUUUCGACAAGUGGGACGGCCAAGACCUGGAGGACCUGCAGAUCCUCAUCAAGGUCAAAGGAAAGUGUACUACUGACCACAUCUCGGCCGCCGGCCCCUGGCUCAAAUUCCAUGGGCACCUGGACAACAUCUCCAACAACCUGCUCAUCGGCGCCAUCAACAUUGAAAAUGGCAAGGCCAACUCCAUGUGCAACGCUGUCACCCAGGAGUUGGGCUCUGUCCCUAGCAUUGCCCGCCACUACAACAAACAUGGCAUCAGGUGGGUGAUGAUUGGUGAUGAGAACUACAGCGAGGGCUCGAGCCGGGAGCACGCAGCACUGCAGCCGUGUCACCUUGGGGCCCGGGCCAUCAUCACCAAGAGCUUCACCAGAAUCCACGAAACCAACCUGAAGAAGCAACGCCUACUGCCUCUCACCUUCGCAGACCCUGCCGACUACAACAAGAUCCACCCUGGGGACAAGCUGACCAUUUAGGGCCUGAAGGACUUUGCCCCUAGCAAGCCCCUGAAGUAUAUCAUCAAGCACCCCAAUGGAACCCAGCAGACCAUCCUCCUGAACCACACCUUCAAUGGGACCCAGAUCCAGCGGUUCCGCGCCAGCAGCGUGCUCAACAGGAUGAAGGAGCUACAGCAGUGAGGUCGCGCUCCCGGACCCGCCCAACCGUGCCGGCCUCAGUGCUGCGUCUUGCACCAAGCCGGAUCUGAUCCAUCCAGGCCAUGGCUUCCUGCCUGCCCCUCAGCCCCAGAGUGACCCACGGCUGAGGGGCUCCUUAUGGUCUUCAGCCCUCACCCCCCUGUUGCCGAUCUGGUUCAGAUCUCGAGUGGUCCCUGAACACUCCCAUCUAAAGUGAUGACAACACUCCCAUCUAAAGAAGUUUUUACUCUGCCUGAUCCUAUCACUGGGGGCUGAAGAUUUUAGAGAACUUUUUGUUCCUGCAAGGAAAAUAAGAAUCAAAUUCAGCGAAAAAAAAAAUGGCAUUAAUUUUAGAGCAGUUUUAGUUCACAGAAAAAUUGAGGAUAAACUUUAUAGAAUCUUCUCACAUCUCUGCUCUUACAUGUGCACAACUUCUGCCACUACCAACAUCCAGCAACAGAGAACACUGGUUCCAAUCAACAAGUCCAUGCUGCACCUCAUUUUUACCCAAAGUCCAUACUCUGUGUUGAAUUCACUAUUGGUGUAUUACAGGCUACAUUUUUAAAAAAUGAUUUAUUUAUUGGAAAGUUUGGGUUACAAAAAGGAAGAGGGGAAGGAGAGGGAGAGAGAAGGAAAGGGAGAGGGAGAAAGAGGGGUAGGAAGACAGAGAGACAGACAGACAGAGAGAGAGAGAGAGAGACAGAGAGAGAGAGAGAGAAGUAUCCCAUCCACUAGUUCACUCCACAGAUGGCUGCAACUACCAAAUCUGCACCUGGCUGAAGCCAGGAGCCAGAAACUCCAUCCAGAUCUCUCAUGUGGGUGGCCAUGGCAGGUCCAAGCACUUGGGCCACCUUCUGUUGCUUCGCCAGGCACAUUAGCAGGGGGCUUGGUCAGAAGCAGAGCAGCCAGGACACAAACUGGCCCCCUGUAUGGGACGCUGGUGUCCCAGCUGGUGGCUCUACCCACUACACCACAAUGCCAUCCCCACAUCCUACACACUUUGAGAAAUCUAUGAUCACAGGUAUCCUUCAUUGCAGUGUCACACGAAAUGGUGCCACUGCCCUAAAAUAGCUCUUUACCCUGCCUGUUCAUCCCUCCCUCCACA